Molecule: messenger RNA, 1888 nt
Organism: Eublepharis macularius
Lineage: Eukaryota; Metazoa; Chordata; Lepidosauria; Squamata; Eublepharidae
Gene: CD58
Product: CD58 molecule
Exons: 6
Coding region: 94-951 (285 amino acids)
Source: RefSeq, a predicted model, not a curated record
AGCAGCAGCAGCCAUCGCCGGGGCGGCCCCCGGCGCUUCCACUUUCGCUCCAGCAGCCUGGCGAGGCGAGCGGCGCCUCUGGGCCGGCGGGCGAUGCCGGGGGCCGGCGGGCGGCUGGUGGCUGCGCUCUGCGCGCUGUCGGUCUGUCUUGGUUGUCAGCCGAAGCCCCCUUUCCAAAUUAUUGGCGUUGAUGGAAAAGAAGCCACUCUGGAGCCAAAGGUGAAUGGCAGCCUGACAGAAAUCUCAUGGAAGAGAGGAAGGGAUAAAGUAGCAGAAUGGGAUCAGAAGCUCUGGUUUACCCCUUCUUUAGAGGGCAGAGUAAAGCUAGAUCCAACGUCUGGCAGACUGACUUUUGUAAAACUACAGUUGAACGAUACUGGAGAAUACAGAGCCGAAGUCUUAGUUGGAGAGGAAUACCAGUGCACCUUCUUCUCGCUACGCGUUUUAGACCGUCCCAAACCACCUCAGUUAAACUGCACAGCUACUGACGGUCACAUCCAGGUGAGGUGUGCGCUAGACACCCGGGAUGCAGCUCAAAAUAUAACCCCAUCAUACAAGUGGAAAUACCAGAAAAGCAGCAAAGAGAUUCCAGAAAACACCUCUGCAAUUCUGCUUGAGAAGGAUGUAGACCGUUCUGAUAUUAUCACAUGCACCAUCGGCAUUUAUAGCGCAAAAGCCAAUGGGUCCAUCAGUCUGAAAGAUUGUGCCCCAGAAGGAGAUGCUCCUCAGAAAAGAGACAGGACAAUGUUACUCAUUCCAUUUGUACUCAUACCUGCAGGAAUGGUGGGAAUACAUUGCUUGUGGAAAUGUGGUGUGUGUCUGGCGCUAUUCCAGUCAACAGAUGUGACUGAAGGUGCUGAGGCAAUUCCAGAAAACCAGCGUCUUCAGGAAGAACGUUCUAGGCACUUGGAAGAAGGCAGCGGAGAAAAAGCUUCUGCGCUUGGCAGCUGAGCAUCAGAAGGAGGGAGAGCAGUCCAGUGUCGCGGGACCCCAUUUUGCUCUUGCUGUCUGCUUAUAGCAUUUACCCUCCUUAAUUUAUUGAAGGACUGUCUUGAAGAGGAACUUGGAGUAUGCAGUGCCUCCUUGAGAAAUGACUUCAUUCUGAUAAAAAAAUACAUGCUUGAGUUUUUUUUGCACUGAAGCUUCUCAAGACGGACAGAUGUUUUUCCAAAAUUCAGUGCUUCCCGCCCCUCCUUCUGAAGCAUGGGAGGGGCACACAACAUGCAGCCCCCAUCUGGCAGCCACAUGGCACUUGACAAAUAUUGCUGGAGUCCCGGAUCCUGAGUGCGCCCCCUUCUGUCGGAGAGGCCCUCUAGGAAUUGCUCUCCUUCCUGCGACUGACCCUCAUUUUGAAUUCCCUGUGCAAUUCUGUACGGAUUUCCUGGGGAUAUAAUGAGGCUUACUUCUGAGCAAAUAAGGAUAACGAAUGUCUGUUACCUAGUUUUUAGGACUCUGGCCUUGUGACAAGCAGUGUGUGAUGCUUGCUUGCAGAAAUGCCCCUCCCUUAAUCCAAAGCGCUUAUGCAUCGCUGCUGUCAUCACUGAAAAUUUGCACAGGGGCAGAGCCUGGUGCAGUCAUGAAGUGGAGCCUGAUGUGGCCUGCUCAGCUGCAAUCCCAUCUUCCUCAUGACAUCGAUUCAGGUCAGGCUACGGGGCAAGGAUGGCUCUGUUGGCUUUAGUUGAUGAUCUCUGUCUGAAUGUAGACAAAGACCAUUCUUCCUUGUUGUUCUUCUUGGAUCUGCCUGCAGCCUUUGAUACAGUAGACCAUGCUAUCUUUUGUUUAAAAAAAAUAAAAAAUAUUUUUAAAAAUAUCCUUUUUAAAACAUAUAUGUACAGGGCUUUUUUUCUUGGAAAAGAGGUGGUGGAACUCAGUGGGUUGCUCACAGAGG